ACAAAUAAUAGUAAGCUUGGCUCGCAAGAUACCAAAUUUCGUGACUGACUAUAUAAGGCCGGUAAAUUCAGGCCGGCCUGUGCUUCUUCUGCAUGCGCGCCUGGGUAGCAAGUGAAUGGGAGUAUUAUGGCAGCGCAAAAUAAGAUCAUUUGCUCCAUUUUUCUUGCUCUUUUAGGGCUAGGGUUCUACGACGUUUUUCGUAACUUCGAGGAGAAUGGGUGUACAAUGACGUACAUGUUUCAGUGGCCGUCGUACAUCGAUGCUAAAUUGGAUGAUGCAAUUCAACAACGGUUUCCUCAGUAUUCCUUGUCUCUCUAUGGGGAAGGUGAUUACCUGAAGCGCUCCAGAAAUCUAAAGCUGAAUGGUAUACCAGUACUUUUCAUUCCCGGAAAUGCUGGUAGUUUCAAACAAGUACGUUCUUUAGGAUCUGUAGCAUUAAGGAAAGCUGAGGCUUAUAGCUUCCACUUCAACUAUUUCACCAUUAAUUUCAAAGAGGAGUUGACAGGAAUUUAUGGGGGUGCUCUUCAGAAACAAACAGAAUAUGUCCAUGAAUGCAUCAAAUACAUACUGACACUGUAUAAACACAAGAAAAACACACCUACAAGCGUUGUCCUUGUGGGACACUCCAUGGGGGGUGUGAUAGCAAGAGCUCUAUUCAUGCUACCAGAGUUCCAGCCUAGUCUUGUACACACCGUCUUUACUCAGGCAACACCUCAUGUCAGCCCAGUUAUUGGUGCAGAUAAAUAUUUGGUGGAUUUCUAUGGAUCAGUCAACAAGUAUUGGAAGGAGCACAUUCAUAGUAGCCGAUUGAAGGAUGUGACAUUGUUAUCUGUUAGUGGUGGACAUCGUGAUACUAUGGUCCGAUCUGGCUUGACAUCACUCCUGGGUGUCGUCCCAUCAAGUAGAAGUCUUAGUGUUAAUGCCAUGUCUGUACCAAGAGUAUGGUUGUCAACUGAUCAUCAGUGUGUAGUAUGGUGCAAAGAGUUGGUGCUCGCUACAAAUAGAGCUUUGUUUCAGAUGGUGGACAGUAAAACAAAACAGAUAUCAACAGAUCCCGAAUAUCGUAUGAAGAUUCUCAGACACCACUUUGUAGCACACAAUGGAAAGGAGAAAUUUAGUACCAUUGAAACUAAGCCUGCAACAUUUGAAGGUGCUACAUUCGAGCUAGUGACUGACUCCCAAAAAUACUCUGUUGGCAAGCGAUCCAAGAAAACUAUACACUACCUUUUCCCAGUGGAACAGUCUGAUGUAUCCCAGAGUACAUUUGUAGCCCUAGCAGGCAUCACACCCAGGGAUUGGCUGUUUGUGUGUAAGGAGGGCAAUUCCACUUUGUGCUCCAAGGGGAUAGACAUUUCUGCCACAGCCCGGUUGAUUCCUCCACUGAAGUCUGAUAUGAAGGAGGCUAUAGUGAAGCUGGAUGAUUACCCAGAGGCAAAGAAUGUGAUAUUGAAGGUGCCAUCUGGCUCAAAGAAUUCAGAAGAUAAAGUCAAUCAGAUCUUGAUGAGGUCAUUAAAAAAAAUAAGUUUUAACUGGGCUAUUUGUUCCUUUUUGACUGCAGCAUCUGCUAGUAUAGUAAUGGAGUUUACUGACGUUGGAGCUACAUUCUAUAACAUCACCAUGCUUGACUUCAACUUAUUUCAUUUGGCCUAUGAAGCAAGAUUAGAGCCACUUAUUUGUGAUAAUGAUUUCCAUUCAGAUGCCAACACAACACUCCGUCUUCACAUUCCAUGGGCAGAAGGUCAGGACAUGUUUUCCGUUUCCAAGGCUGGUCAGACUAAUAAACUCUCCCUUAAGCUACCAUCUGGAUGGCCAUCCUAUUACAAUCAGUCAGCCCAGUUGUAUACAUACCUCAACCCUAAAUGUAGGUACACCAUCAGGGUGGUGUGGUCUCUACAGGAAAAAAUGGGACAGGUUGUCAGGUUUCAUGCAAACCUACUUCCCAAUUUUCUAGUGAUUGUACUGGUAUAUCUCAUCUCCUUUCAACUCAAGCACAUCUAUACAGAGAAGGCUAUAGAUGACUUCAUAUGGAUGCAGUCAACUUAUUGCAAGCCCACUGCUAUAGCCCUGCCUAUUUCAAUCUUUAGAGGCCUUGUCAAAUAUCCACCCUUGGAUCAAACCUUUCAACUUCGCUCUCUUGAAGACAGGAACAUUUCUUUUCCUAUUCUACCAAUGGCAUUCUUCCUCUUUGCCUAUGCUUUGCUGACCCAGCUGGCUAUAUUGACUAAUUUUAAGGUGGGAAUCUGUGCACGACUUGCUGUUAUACUUAAAGGAACCAAGCCUGAUGAGCACCUGUUAAAUCCAGCUGGUCCCACUCCAUGGUUGAUGUAUGGUAUUAUAGCUGGACUGAUAGCACUAUCAGCGACUACCUGUGGUUCUCUUGGUCUCAUAUUAGUUCUCAUUCUCUACUUCUUCAAGGUUGUCGGUUUGAAGGCCAAGGUGAUUCGACUCAGUCACUGUCUCAAUAUUCAUGGUGCUGUCCCUGAUACAAAUGCCAGUGCCACACCCACAACCAAAGGAGAAGUGGACAUGCCUACUGAUGCUAAGAAUAUCUCAGAGACAGAUGAAAAUCCAUCAGCUACUAACAGUGAUGAAGUCAAACCAUCCAAGCCUGAUGAUGCUGCCCCUAAACCUAGGGAUCUUAGACCGCUAGGACUGGCCAAAGACAUGUACAAUUUCCAUUUUGCUGUCAUGUUGCUUCUAUGGUGCUUGUGCAUGCUGAAUGUUCCAGCACUUGUCGUUUGGUUUAAGAAUUUAGGGCAUAGUCUUCAUCUUUCCCAGGAUCCUUCCCUUGUAAUAUCUGCUAUUGUUUGUAGCAGCAUGGCAACAUUGUUGGAUGGUAGAUACGCUAUGCCAACCAGCAAAGGACUUUGCAAGUUGUCUUCCUGGAUGUUUCACAUCUUCUUGUGGUUGAUGGUGCUCUACACACUAGAAUCUACCUACCUGUUGUCAUACUUCAUCGGUUCCAUCUUUGUUAUCCUGUCACUAUUACACAUAUUUCAGUGACUUCUGACAUAAGUUAAGAAAUUCAUGCUUGGUAUAUAUGUUUUAAUAGAUUUAAGCAUUUGGGUGUAGUGGAAUUUGGGAGUAAAUCUUGUGCAAAACAUCUUCAGUAGUUUUACUGUGAAUUGGCACUUCCAAGAUUACGUUUAAUUUGCAAUCAACUUUUCGCAAAAACCAAAGUUAUUGAUUAUUUAUGGAAACUUUAUGCAAUGAUUGUACUAAGGUUUAAUAACGAGAUCUUUGUAAUUCUGAAAUUCAGCCAUAUUUAAUGGAUAUGUCAACUACAAAUCUCUGCUUCAAAAUGAUGUGGCUUGGAUUCCUCUGUAUUGUGAUUGAUUUAUUCUUUUGAAUAUGCGCUAAGGAAAUAUUUUGUAAAUUAGAAAACGAUUUUUGGAUAACUUUAAAGAAGUUUAAGUAUUUUGUAAUUUUUAGUAUGCAGUAGUAGCUUUUAACAGUUUUACAACAUUUUUAGUGUUAUUGUUGCUAUGUACCGGCAGUCACUUUUAUGUGAAAAUUUUAACCUUUUACAUGCCACUGUAAUUCUCAGUUUCUGAUGAGAAAAAAGUAUGGAAUUGUCAUAUUUGAGGAGAAAUUGUAAAUUACUUCAUUCCAUUAAAAUGGACUGGUAUUUUCUUGGCUGGUACAAUCUUUACUAAUAGCAAUAAGCUAAUGGCUUACAGCUGGUACUAAUUAACCAAAACAAUACUACAUUUACAUGCCUGGGACUAUAUAAAAUUAAUCCACUACACAAACACUUGAAUCAUAAAACACAGGUGUUAGAUUUUGUGUGAAUUACAGUGAUUGCCAUGUAGCCAAGCAGACAUACUGAUGAGAGUACGUGUAAGUGAAAGACAAAUUCCAGCUUGGUGUGCUUGAUGAAUUGUUUACUGGAUUCUGUAUUCAUUAAAGACAAUGUUACGCUGCCUAGCAAUGAGGCUGAUGCAAUUUGCAUGCUUGGAAUGCCUAAAAGACUUGGUGUAUUCACUAAUACAGGAGUCAUGCAGCCUGGCAGUGACAGUUAAAGAGCAAAUCUCAUUGUCUAUAGUUUGCACGCUCUGGCUGCCCAUAAAUAAUGGACUUGGUGCUUUCAUUAAAAUAGGAGCUACAUGUAUGUAGCCCAGCAAUUAGUACAGAGCAAAUUUCACUGACUACAGCUUGUAUGCUUGGACAUCCUAAUGGAAUGAGUGUAUUCAUUACAGUGGAACACUGUUACAACAAGGUCCUUUGGACUUUACAAAUAAUCUAUUUAUAACAGUUACCUUAUAUUAUCAGUCAUGGAAAACAAAGAAACACAAAGAAACUA
Acanthaster planci (crown-of-thorns starfish) is the source of this 4303-nucleotide messenger RNA. It is a transcript of the gene pgap1, whose product is annotated as post-GPI attachment to proteins inositol deacylase 1. Gene Ontology annotation, molecular function: phosphatidylinositol deacylase activity. The record is from RefSeq and is a predicted model, not a curated record. Gene Ontology annotation, biological process: endoplasmic reticulum to Golgi vesicle-mediated transport; GPI anchor metabolic process. Gene Ontology annotation, cellular component: endoplasmic reticulum. Lineage: Eukaryota; Metazoa; Echinodermata; Asteroidea; Valvatida; Acanthasteridae.